Ceratitis capitata (Mediterranean fruit fly) is the source of this 3634-nucleotide messenger RNA. RefSeq names its product guanylate kinase-associated protein mars (gene mars). Gene Ontology annotation, molecular function: microtubule binding. Gene Ontology annotation, cellular component: nucleus; spindle pole centrosome; cytoplasm. Gene Ontology annotation, biological process: regulation of mitotic cell cycle; kinetochore assembly; centrosome localization. Bases 132 to 3464 code for a protein of 1110 amino acids. The record is from RefSeq and is a predicted model, not a curated record. NCBI's taxonomy places the organism in Eukaryota, Metazoa, Arthropoda, Insecta, Diptera, Tephritidae. The transcript has 5 exons.
GAGUGGAAAUACCCAAAGCGUUUGAAAUUUUUGUACUAUAUCCUUUUGAGUGAAUAUCAAUUUGGAAGUAAAUUAGAAAAUAGUCGUUUUUGUAUUAAGUUUUGUGCAUAAAAGCUGCGAAAAUAAUAAAAAUGGAUCGAUAUCGUAGUCUUUACAAGGAAAACUCUUCUAUUUCAACUCCAUCACAGCACAGUAAAACAAAUCGGGAACUACAAAAUGCAAAUCGCGCCAAAAAACGUAGAGAAAUUUAUGAAAAUAUCCGUAGGAUCUCCGUUAGCCCAACGCCAAAAAAGGUCAUUGCAGCUGAGGAGUGCAUUGAUCGUAUAAAGAGUCAAAAUGUACUGGAGUUUGAAAACAAGGAAAAUAAAAAAGUUGAGGAAUACAAGCCAAUUGUGGAAUGUGACGAACCAAAAGUUAUAGAUCAAACCGAGGCUAACAAAUCCCGCAUAGCUUUAGUAGCGACGGGAAAAGGUAAUUCUGAAAAAUCAACUCGCCAAGAAGCUUACCUCUUAAGAUUUAUACAAUGGAAAGAAGCACAUAAACUAAAGAAGCAGGUACUGGAACCGAAAAAACGACCUUUUGUGUCCUCUGGCGGUCCUGGCGGUAAUGCGUUUGGCGAUAGCGCAAGACCGGUUACUAAGGAAACGAGUAAAGUAAAAUGCAAAGAAAUAGCGACAUUUGUGCCGAAGGAUCAUAAUACAUUCAAACCUCCAGCUGGAUUAAAGAAUACUUUAUCUAAGAUGACAUCAGCUGCAAAAAGCGUUAUAAACAAUGAUCGAAAAUCAUUUUAUACUGUGGUGCCAACACCACCUAGAAAUAAACAAAAAAAUAGCAUUAAUAUGAAGAAACCGCUGGUCCUUACCAAGACUCCGGUAAUUUCCAAUUCGAAUAAGACGCCAGCGACUACAACGAAAGCUGUGACCAAAUCGUCCAAUGUGAAUGGUACAAAAGUUAUGAAAAUUCCAUCAGCAAUAAAAAAUAUUGAUACGAGGACGCCGGGUGACGGCGCACUUAGCAACAAGCCGUCAGAAACAGGGCCUGCAUAUUCUGCCGCAUUUAAUAACCCUUUAAAAAAAAUUCCUCUUAAUAAAAAUGGAGAAAGUGUUGCGAAUCCUAUUUCGAAUCGCGUAAAUAAUGUUGCGAAAUUUGCCCGUCCUCAACCUAUAACUCGUAAACCAAUAGCCCGUCCCAAACUGAUUGGCACAAAUUCAAAUACGAAUUCAGCAAAAAGCAGCACCUCAGAAAAAAAUAGUACCACAGCGGGUAGUAGUGGUGCUGUAGGAAAGGCUCAUUUGUUGCAGAGCAAAAGAACUUUAGCCGAGGCAAAGGAGCGACAAAAUCUUCAGUGUCACGCCAAACUCGCCACUAGUUUCAAGUCAAAAAAGGUGCAAGCCUCUACAUUUAACCGGUCAAACGCUCCUAGUAAAAUUACAGUUAAGGGAAAGACAUUACUGGGAGGUAAACGUGCGAGUACUGCAACUACAGCAUUCGCAAUCGCUGAAACACCAACUGAUUUGCUAAACGUCAAUCCAUUUGAGGCAUUUGUUACAUCAACCCGUAUAAAAUCACUUUCACCACAUACAACCAAAAUGCCAAAUAUAAGUCCAAUUAACAAUGAAGUGGGUAAUGCUAACGCAGAAACAGUUACUCACAAGAAUAUCCGAGCACAUAGUUCAACUACAGCAAAACGUGCUUUGCUACAGAACGGACUUAAAAAAUCGCCAAAACUUCAAACAGAGCAACAUAAAUUCAAUUUUAUACGAUAUUCGUGUGGAAGACCUGAAUCGGAUAUGAGUGGCAUAAAUGAACAAAUAGAGGUAAACACUGUAGGAGCAAAGGAAGAAACGGUUGAAACAACUGCGUACAACCAAACCCAACAAAACACAAUUUUGGAAGUGCAACCGAAAAAAUCUAUACAUGAAGGUAAGAAUAUGAAAAUUGAAAAGCAAUUGGAUCAACUUGAGACACCAAAAUCAAAUGAAGAGGAACGUCCGGUUAACUAUAUUAGUUCAUUUGUCUCCGUUUCGCGUGGAAAGGUUAGUGCGCGGAAAGAACGCGAGAAGAGGGAUAGCAUUUACUUACCAAGCGCCGAUGAUAGUUUGACGAUAUUAAACGCUGUAAACACCGAUAAAGCAGAAAUUCCUAAAACAGUUGCUACUCCAAGAAGCGUUGAGGCCCGAAGAAUUCUCGAAGCGGUACGCUAUUUUCGCCAGCAACUUCAGAAUGAAAUCGACCGCUUACACGCUUUAUGCGAUCAAUGGGAAAAAUAUAAACAAGAAAAUUUACUGCUGCUACAAAAAGCUGGGGGAGAAGAUAUGAUAAACGUCACCAUUGGUCAGACUAAAUUGUUGACUAGUAAAAAGUUUCAACAGUUCAAAGGACUGAUAGAUCGUUGUGAAGAUGGCGCCAGAGGCACGGCAGCUGUUGAUGAUGGCAGCGAGGCAACGAAGCCAAUUUCGGAUGUGGAUUUGGAAGGCUUUUGGUCCAUGUUGAAUUUACAGGUUGACAAUGUCGAGAAACGUUUUGAAAAUUUAACGCGUUGGAAAGACAAUAAUUGGAAUGAUCCUGAUGAUGUCCAAGAAAUCAAACAACAUAAACCGAAAUCCAAGCCGAAUUUGAAUAAGGUUAAAAAGUCAAAGGUUCCUGCAAAAGCCAGUAUUGGCCUGCAAGCAAUGUUACGUAAAAUGCAUGCUGAAAUGCGUAAAAAGAAAGAGAAUAGAGAUGACAGUGCUGAAGCAGGCAAGGAUAUGCCCAUUAUUUUAACUCCAACUCGUCAACGCCAUCGACGAUCACAAAGCGGCACACCGAAAGUGGGUAAUUAUGCUGACGAGAACCGACGCCAAAGUACUCCACGCUGUAUUUCCGUGGUGGUACGUGAUCGUAAAUCACUAUCAGCUGCCGCCACGGUUAUCAGUUUGCCUGUGAAAAGUCAAGCAAUAUCAGCAGCUGCUGCAGCCCAAAGGCGGCUUUCACGUAUUGUGGUGGAAUCACCAAAGUCCAUUAGGGCUUGUGGCAAUGAGUUACGCCGCAGCCUUAAUGGUAUGGAGAAAGCUUUUGGUGGUUGCAACGAAUUACUGCGGAACGUAUUAGCCGUUAGUGCGCAUAAAGCACGCCGACGUAGUGAUACUCCAAGUUUCAUCGAGUUACCAAUUGAUUCGGAGCGUCAUGCAGUUACCAGAGAACGUACACCAAUUAAAACACCAUCUCCUACACCAGCAAUAAACAUUGGUCGCAAAUCUAUAUUAAAAACUCCUGGCACGGCGAAGGGCAAACCUAAGAACGUAAUUUUCAACGAAAAGUUGAGUGUUAAGAAAUUCAAAUUUACAAUUGAGGAUGAUGAAGAGUUGUGCGAAAGUGAAGAACAGCAUCUGCAAACUAGCACGGAAGAUCAACGCACUUAUUCCCUACGUACGCGCAAAGUUGUACUUCGUCCUUCAAGUGAAUUUGAAAUCCCGAAAGCAUAAAUUGUUUAUAAUUUAAUUUAUAAUUUCUAUUAGACUGCUUUAUAUCUAGCUGUUAAUGAUAUUUGUUUUACUUUCUAGCAGAUUACUCGUUCAACUUUUUAUGUAUGCUUGUAAUAUUUAAAUAAAAUUUUAAAAAGGUUUGCAUCCACGUAUCAUUGUGGAAAAAUGAA